AUGAACCAACAACCGUGCCCAGGAUUCCACAAACUUCAAUCUGAUAUCUCGAAUAUGUUCGCCUACUUGAACCACCGUAUCGACCAAAUGGAGAGCACUCUUCUCAACCAAGUGUCUCCUAAUCCUACUGUAGUUGUCACCCCCAAUUUGGACACCCAAGAAUUGCUCGACAUGAUUGUUGCCGCUCAAUUCGGAACUGGAGAGGCUCAACCAGUAAUUGUGUCUCCGGAUUACGGUAGUACGACUGGUGUCCUUAUCUCCACACUGUCUGCGUCUCCACCACCAUCAAUUCCCACAAAAUGCUCCAACUGUCACACUGAAAAGACGACAACUUGGAGACGUAUCGGUGGUUGUUCGGUGUGCAAUUCGUGUGGAUUAUACUACAAAAAGCAUAAGAUCCACCGCCCAAUCAGCAUGCGGAAGGAGAAAAUCCAACAGAGAUGUCGACGUCCGAAGGGUCAAAAGUCUCCGGGAAGCGAUUCUUCUUCUGAAGUUUCUGGAGACGUCGUGAUGAAUCACUUGGAGCAACUGCUGAAGCUCACGGAAUAA
Caenorhabditis remanei is the source of this 549-nucleotide messenger RNA. RefSeq lists its product as uncharacterized. The record is from RefSeq and is a predicted model, not a curated record. The transcript has 4 exons. NCBI's taxonomy places the organism in Eukaryota, Metazoa, Nematoda, Chromadorea, Rhabditida, Rhabditidae. Gene Ontology annotation, molecular function: RNA polymerase II cis-regulatory region sequence-specific DNA binding; DNA-binding transcription factor activity, RNA polymerase II-specific; zinc ion binding. Bases 1 to 549 code for a protein of 182 amino acids. Gene Ontology annotation, biological process: cell fate commitment; negative regulation of transcription by RNA polymerase II; positive regulation of transcription by RNA polymerase II.